Trematosphaeria pertusa is the source of this 2007-nucleotide messenger RNA. RefSeq lists its product as uncharacterized. The transcript has a single exon. Bases 1 to 2007 code for a protein of 668 amino acids. NCBI's taxonomy places the organism in Eukaryota, Fungi, Ascomycota, Dothideomycetes, Pleosporales, Trematosphaeriaceae. The record is from RefSeq and is a predicted model, not a curated record.
AUGUCGACUCGGGCUCGGGUUGCCAAAGACCCUAGUACCCACCUGGAAGCCCUCCAGGAGGACGAGGCCCCACCGUCUUAUCCCGCAUCGCAGCAGGAAAAGUCCAAGCUCGAUAUUCCCCAGCGGCUCGAAAGACGCUUAGCGCGCCUUAAUACCUCCGACAACCUGUUCAAGCGAUGGGCGGUCGAGGGAAUCAGCUGGACCGUUAGCGCGAUAUCCAUGGGCGCCAUAAUCGCCAUUCUCGUCUACAUCAAGGAUCAACGACUGUCGAAGUGGCCGCUAGGCCUUACGGCUAUUACAGUCCUGUCAAAGCUUGCAGCAGCUACCUUGAUCAUCCCGACCUCAGAGGCGAUCGGACAAUUGAAAUGGAAUUGGUUCCACGGUACAUCAAAGGAGAUGUUUGACUUUGAGAUAUUCGACAAGGCAUCACGGGGCCCCUGGGGCUCUGUAAUGCUUCUAUUGCGCACAAAGGGCAGGUCGCUAGCAGCGUUGGGGGCUAUCCUGACCCUUCUGAUGCUUGCUAUCGACACCUUCUUCCAACAGGUUGUCGAUCUGCCUGAGCGUUGGAUCCUGCAGGGACCUAGCUCGAUAACCAGGGUUGUCUGGUACCAGCCGCGCCUCACCAACUUAUACAGAGCCGGAGUAAAUAUGGUGCAAGAUGACCAAGACCUCUUGCCUAUCACACAACAGUUCUUCUACGACAACGGUACCCACCCGAUAGCCUCAGGCAAUGGAAGCCGGGCAGAUGUUCCCACGUCAUGCCCUACGAGUAACUGCACCUGGCCACCGUACCAGACGCUCGGGAUCUGCAGUGCCUGUGAAGAUGUCUCCUCGAUACUCACACACGCCUGCCUCGCGUCGACCAUAGACUGGACAGCGAAUCUUACCGGUACCGGGACGGAAUCCACGUAUCCCAACGGCACCAUGUGUGGGUAUUUUAUCAACGCAACAAGCGACCAUCUUGUUUUCAUGUCAGGUUACAACACCGACUCCAAUGUCCUAUAUGCAGGCGAAGCUCUGCUGAUGCGCGCUUUGCCUCUGGUCACCAAUCCCGAUAAACGACCGUUGUUUGGCGGAUCAAUUCAUUUCAAAAACAUCCGCAAUCCGAUAUCCGAUUUUAUCAUUGUUAGCGCUCCCGGAGGACCUGAGAGUGUGUAUCGGAAUGAGACGCCUGUUGCGAAAGAAUGCGUGGUUUCUUGGUGCGUGAAGACACUCAAAUCAUCUUACUUCUGGGGCAGCUACGAGGAAGAGGUCAUUGACACCUUUUUGAACACUACUGCUCUCGGCGCUCCCUUUCCCUGGGUAACUUCCUUGUACGAAAGCCCCGAGCUACACGGAACCGAUAUAACUUACCUGGAGAAUGUCACGAUUGAUGUGUCCUCGCUACAUUAUGGGACGUCUAAUGAGAGUCAUUCUCACGUCAUCAGCCUUUUCGACGAUUUCCUCCCAUCAUUCACAACGGUUGCGAAUACUUCCGCCGAGCAACUCACAAGGUUCAGGUUCUAUUCCGCGAAGAACUUCCGCCGCAUACUGGACGUUAAUCCAUGGUUACCGCCCAACAACAUCACGCAUCAUAUGGAACGACUCGCUACGGCAAUGACGAACGUCAUCCGAUCGUCUACAAGCAGCAACAAAGAAGUAUUCGGCGACGCCUACGGGAUCGAGGUCUAUGUCAAAGUGCAGUGGGCUUGGCUUGCUUUCCCCCUAGCGCUACUCCUUCUCAGCGCCAUCUUCCUUGUAGCGACUAUGGUCAAGUCCGCUCGAGACAGGGGCGAAGUGGGCGUCUGGAAGACAUCGGCUAUGCCGACCCUCAUUUAUAGCCUUCCAAAAGAUUUGCAGGGGACUUUCUCAUCGAAUACUUCAACGUGGACGACGGCAGGGCGAGCGGGCGCUCAGAAAACCCGGAUCAAGCUACUGCCCAGCAAGGGAUGGAGAGUCUCGGGACAUCAGUCAGCCCCGACGACGCCUGUGCUGAGGACAAACCAGGCUCCGCCCGCUUGGAUAUAG